Messenger RNA from Camelus dromedarius (Arabian camel), 2284 nucleotides. It is a transcript of the gene ARMCX1, whose product is annotated as armadillo repeat containing X-linked 1. The transcript has 3 exons. The record is from RefSeq and is a predicted model, not a curated record. Gene Ontology annotation, molecular function: protein binding. Gene Ontology annotation, cellular component: mitochondrion. The coding region runs from base 515 to 1885 and encodes 456 amino acids. Lineage: Eukaryota; Metazoa; Chordata; Mammalia; Artiodactyla; Camelidae.
GGGGUGGAUGGACGUCCUUGCAGGAAGAGGGCUGCUGUGAGGGGACUCCUGAUAAGUGGGAGUAGGGUGAGAGACCAAAAGGUGAAAUCCGUUUGACAAGCAGAACCUUACAUUUGGAAAAGCUGGUAUUGGGACUGUCUGAAGUGCUGUUCUGUCCGCCUAGCCAUCCGUCUCUGCCGUGUCGCCUGUCUGUGUCUGUGGAUCUUGCGCCUGAAGGCCAAUCCAACCCUAAGAGCAGGAAGAAGAGGAAAAUUGUCCAGAAACAAGUUUGCAGAACGCAGUGCACUUCCAGGCAAGAAGUAGAAGGAAGAAACUGCUGGGACCCGUGUGGGUCUAUGUGGGGGUGCCACUGCCCCCAGGACAUCUGGAGGGGCAGGGGAGGUCCUGCAGUAUCUGCAGCUGUAGCAGAGCCUGCAAGCUGUAGCUGAAGACUCCGCCCUCAACGUGGGAGCACUCCUCUGGGCCAGAGCAAGCCCUCUGUGCCCGGGUUAAGAAUUCAGACAUUCACCCCAGUAUGGGUCGUACUCGGGAAGCUGGCUGCGUGGCCGCUGGUGUGGUGAUUGGGGCUGGUGCCUGCUACUGCGUAUACAGACUGACCUGGGGAAGAGAUGAGAGCGGGAAAAUCUGGAAUGAUGACAAUGACGAUGAGGAGGAGGAAUCUAGUGAUAUUGCAGAGACUGGGAAAGGAGCUAAGGCUAAUGCUGGGGCUGGAGCUGGAGCUAGAGUUCAGGGUGACUCAAAGGCCAAGGCUGAGGUGGGCGUGGAACUCAAGAGUGGACCUGAUGUAAAGGCAGAGGCCCACUUGAAGGCCCAGAGCGGAGGUGGCCUAGAGGCCAAGGCCAAGGCUCUUUUCAGCAUCCUGAAGGAACAGGCAAGUGCAAGAGCGGGCAGAGGGGCCAGGCUGAGUACCAUCUCUGGGACCAGAAUGCUUGCACCUGGUUUACCCUGUCCAGGAAUCAGGGGUGGAGGCUGCCACCCUGUGAGGAAUGGGGCUAGGGCUGGGGGCAGGGCAAGUAGCAAGUCUAAGGGAAGGACCCGAGGUAAGAGCACCAGGACUCCAACUACAACUACAUCAUGGUCUGUUCGAAGGGGCAAGUUCAACUUUCCCUAUAAAAUUGAUGAUGUUCUGGGUACUAAUGACCUUCAAAAGGUCCUUAACAUCCUUGAAAGAUCUAAUGAUCCUUUUACUCAAGAAGUAGCCUUGGUCACUCUGGGUAACAAUGCAGCAUAUUCAUUUAACCAAAAUGCCAUUCGUGAAUUGGGUGGUCUGCCAAUUAUUGCAAAACUGAUAAAAACGAAAGAUCCCAUUAUUAGGGAAAAGGCAUACAAUGCCCUUAAUAACCUGAGUGUGAAUGCGGAAAAUCAGGGCAAGAUUAAGACUUAUAUCAUACAAGUGUGUGAUGACACCAUGAUCUGUCGUUUGGACUCAGCUGUGCAGAUGGCUGGACUAAGGCUGUUAACCAACAUGACUGUGACUAAUCAUUACCAACAUUUACUUUCCUAUUCUUUUCCAGACCUUUUUGCUUUGUUAUUCCUGGGAAAUUACUUCACCAAGGUUCAGAUUAUGAAACUAAUCAUAAACUUUACUGAAAAUCCAGCCAUGACAAGAGAGCUGGUCAGUUGUAAAGUACCAUCAGAAUUGAUUUCCCUUUUUAAUAAAGAAUGGGACAGAGAGAUUCUUCUUAAUAUCCUUACCCUAUUUGAGAAUAUAAAUGACAACAUAAAAAAUGAAGGGCUUGCCUCAUCCAGGAAAGAAUUCAGCAGAAGUUCACUUUUUUUCUUAUUCAAGGAAUCUGGAGUGUGUGUUAAAAAAAUCAAAGCAUUAGCAAAUCACAGUGAUCUGGUGGUGAAAGUAAAAGUCCUAAAAGUAUUGACCAAACUCUAACUGGGGUCUGUCCCAAACAAUAUUGAGAUUUUUUUUUUUUUUUAGUUUGCACUUGGGAACAAUUUUGUAAAUUCUUUCUUUUUCACUGUGCUUGUAUGGCAAAGAGAUCCUUUCAGCUGCUAUUUUGGGAUAAUGAAUAUCACGUAUCAACAGUGAUGCUGGCUAUGAUGAUGGGUUUUAGGCUGGACCAUUUUAAGGACGUCAAGUGAAUACUAGGGGUUGUACAAAGAAAACAUUUAUUGAUUUCAUGUUGCUACCUAGAUUGAGAUAUUUUUACUCUUUCCUCUACUUAAACUAACAGCAAACUAAUCACGAAUAAGCUACACUUUUGUAUUGGUUUACAUUUGUUAAUCUUAGACUUGUGUUUCAUCAAUAAACUUGUAUGUUUUAACAAGCAAA